This is a messenger RNA of Eutrema salsugineum, 974 nucleotides long. RefSeq lists its product as uncharacterized. Bases 53 to 814 code for a protein of 253 amino acids. The transcript is spliced from 3 exons. The record is from RefSeq and is a predicted model, not a curated record. NCBI's taxonomy places the organism in Eukaryota, Viridiplantae, Streptophyta, Magnoliopsida, Brassicales, Brassicaceae. Gene Ontology annotation, cellular component: mitochondrial matrix.
CCAUCCCAAUUAGCUCUACCUUUUGUUUCGAAGAGCCCUAACAUCAGCGAACAUGAAAACCUCCAUGGCUCUUCUGCUCCGUACUCUUCAGAAAACUCGCAUUUCCCCAUGUCAUUCUCCAUUUCUUUCCUCAAGAUCACUAUUUUGUUGGGCUCGAUGUAAAUCUCCGUUACAAUCACAAGACAUCACCACCUCAACUUCACUUCUCCCUUCGCGGCGAUCCUACGCCGCGAUCGCGACGGCGAAUUCUCCCUUCCGGUCCAACAUCCUUCGAAUCAUAAGAAAUGAGAUCGAAUAUCAAUCGGACUAUGCUCCUCCGCAUCAGCCAGCGACUGAAUUCAAAUCGUUUGCUGUUGAGGAUUGUCCCCGUGAACAAUGCAUUGUGAUGAAAGGGAAGUUUGGAGAAGACGAGACAAUCAAAAUGGAAGCAACUAUGUUUGAUGGGUUUAUGACUCUUCCAAGAACCGGUUUAGAUGCUUCAGGGCGCGAUCUCCGUCUCCACAUUAGCUUGCUUGUCGACAUUUCCAAAGCUGAUGGAAGUGAAGACAUCGAGUUCCUCUGCUCCGUCUGGCCUAACCGGAUUGAAAUUCAGAAGCUUUACAUGCUUAGACGCAACAAAAUCACUCGUCAGCCUUACAUGGGACCCAAAUUCGGGAGUUUGAAGUAUGAAUUUCAGACAGCGAUUAAGGAGUUUUUGCGAGUAAGAGGAGUCGACGGGGACCUUUGUUUCUUCUUGCAUGAAUAUAUGAUGAAUAAGGAUAGGAUUGAGCUUAUACAAUGGUUGAGAAAGCUGGAUUCAUUCAUCGCUAAGUAAACAUGAAUAUUUUUGUUGUCUUAUCUUUUUGAUUAUAUUGUUAUCAGUAUAAGUAGAAACAUUGGGUUUAGCUACUUUUGUCUUUAGGUGCAUAAUGCUUACUGUAUUAAUUGGUGCGGCAGUUUUGACUGCUUGUCUGAAAUAAAAACGUAGAAUUGGG